AGGGUAUGCGGCAUAACUUGCAUAUUCAUGGCAACCAAGGAAGAAGUAAAUACAACUGAAGUGAAGAUGGAAGAAACACCAGAUAAUUCAACCACUGAAGAGGUGCCAACUAGUCUAGAAACUAUUCCCGAAGGGAAUACAGCGCGAAAUGGACUUCAAACAGCACCGAGAGACAAAACAAAGAUUGAUAUACUGCUGAAAGCUACUGCCAAUGCUCCAAUCAUGAAACAAAAGAAGUGGUCGGUCUCUCAAGACAAUCCUAUUGGACGAAUCUCUGAAUAUAAAAAGUAUCUUAAAUUGGAUCCCAAUGAAAGACUGUUUCUCUAUAUUAAUCAGACGUUUGCACCUGCUCCCGAUCAAACAGUCAAGAACUUGUAUGACUGCUAUGGCGCUGAUGGAAAGCUAGUCAUACAUUACUGUAAAAGUCAAGCAUGGGGUUGAGAUUCCUUGAUGCUAUUUUAUUAAAAUUAAUUUUCCCUAAUAAUAAUAUAUAAGUUAACAUUGUGAUAUAUAAUUCUAUAACUUUUUGUAUUUAUAAUAUAUAAUUAUUACACUUGAUUUUUAGCUUAUUUAUAGGAGAAAUCUUGAAGGAAUUUUAUAUACUUCUGUUAGAAAAGUACAAAGAUGUCAUGGUUUUAUUAUAUAUCAUGUACAUCAUCAUUCUUUCAAUGUAGCGAUAUUGGAGUAUAAAUAAGUCAGCCUGAUAAAAUGAUCAUAUAUUAUGUCUUUGAUGUAAUAAACUUUUUAUUGUCCGAAUCCG
This is a messenger RNA of Pogonomyrmex barbatus (red harvester ant), 760 nucleotides long. RefSeq names its product Autophagy-related 12 (gene Atg12). Gene Ontology annotation, cellular component: cytoplasm; phagophore assembly site membrane; Atg12-Atg5-Atg16 complex. Lineage: Eukaryota; Metazoa; Arthropoda; Insecta; Hymenoptera; Formicidae. Gene Ontology annotation, molecular function: Atg8-family ligase activity. The record is from RefSeq and is a predicted model, not a curated record. Gene Ontology annotation, biological process: piecemeal microautophagy of the nucleus; autophagosome assembly; autophagy of mitochondrion.